Molecule: messenger RNA, 1161 nt
Organism: Cylas formicarius (sweet potato weevil)
Lineage: Eukaryota; Metazoa; Arthropoda; Insecta; Coleoptera; Brentidae
Product: phospholipase A2
Exons: 7
Coding region: 352-1038 (228 amino acids)
Biological process (GO): lipid catabolic process; phospholipid metabolic process; arachidonate secretion
Molecular function (GO): A2-type glycerophospholipase activity; calcium ion binding
Source: RefSeq, a predicted model, not a curated record
AAAAUUCGCACAAGUGGGGAAGAAAAUCGUCAAAAUAUGACUAUAUUUUAAUUAUUCGUUUAUCAGGUCAAGAAAAUAUGCUUGUGAAACGUCCCGUGUGACCCCGAAUGGAACCUGUAAAGUGUUUUUAACAAUUAUUGGGCAAUGUUAAUUUUUCCGAGUGAAACGGCAUGUUCUACACCCAUACCUAACGGUGCCGGUGGUUAAUGAGUGUAAAACAAUGUUCAUUUUUGUGUGCGAAAUAUCACUUUCAGUUUUCAGCCGCGUUUGUAGAUGUCUAAAAGCGUUUGUGCCAUGCGUACCGCCGCGGAGCGCUCCUAGAUUCGUUAAAAAUGUCGCCGAGUUGCAAGGAUGAGGAUAUUUGUGCUCGGCGUCCUGUUUCAUUGUGCGUUCGGGCUCCGACCAGCGUGUGACACCCAAUACGAUACCGUGCAAGAGUUGGUGCCUUUUUUAAAUCCAAAAUCGACGUUUUUCAAUAUCAGGAAUUUUCUGAAACCCAGGAAUAAUGUUGCGAAAACGGUUGUGAAAUUCGGUUCCGACAAAACGAGAACGGAUAAUUCGACUCCGGACUAUUACGUUGUGGGACAUGCACUGAAACCGCCAAAGAUGGCGCGUCAGUCCCAGGAGAGAAACAAACGAGGUGUGGUCCACCUGUACAACAUGGUCAGCUGCGCUACGGGUUGCAACCCUCUCAGCUACAAAGGUUACGGCUGUUACUGCGGAUUCCUGGGCUCUGGUUUCCCAGUCGACGGCAUCGACAUGUGCUGCAAAAGGCACGAUUGGUGCUAUGACGCGGCUAGGUGCCCCAUGUACCUCGAGUACCUGGUACCUUACUACUGGAAAUGUUGGUACGGCUCGGCAUUCUGCGCCAUAGACCACGGAGAGUUCGGUGGUCCUGCCUCCUGCGCCGACAAGCUCUGCGAAUGCGACCGGCAGCUGUCCGUGUGUCUCAAGAAGUAUCCCUGCCCUUCGAAACCGGCUUUUUGCAAAUCCUCGCCGUUAAGGUUUUUCCAAAAUAUAUUCAUGUUUUUCGCGUAAACGUUUCGUUUAUUUCGCCUGCUGGCAACUAUGCCAAGAACGAAUAAGAAGAAGAGCAACGGAACGGAUUGAAAUAACAUAUAUGCGAAAUAUUAUAAAAUAUGGAAUACCCAAAUUAUUUAA